Mya arenaria is the source of this 6393-nucleotide messenger RNA. RefSeq lists its product as uncharacterized. Gene Ontology annotation, biological process: positive regulation of DNA-templated transcription. Gene Ontology annotation, cellular component: chromatin; nucleoplasm. The record is from RefSeq and is a predicted model, not a curated record. The coding region runs from base 3652 to 5319 and encodes 555 amino acids. Gene Ontology annotation, molecular function: ubiquitin-protein transferase activity; zinc ion binding. The transcript has 3 exons. Lineage: Eukaryota; Metazoa; Mollusca; Bivalvia; Myida; Myidae.
UCAUCCUAUUAAUCAUGUCUUCCCCCAUAAAUUCAGAGAUAUAUUGUUUUUUCUCAAGUUGUCUGUCCGUACGUCCAUCACAAAUCAUGUCCGCUCAAUAAUUCUUGAACAGCUGUUACAGCCAGCUUGGCUCAAGGUCAAGGUAACACAUAGAGGGCAAAGAUCAUAUGACUACAAUUCAUGUCCGGUCUUUAGCUGUUAAACCCUUGAUAUGAAGUAUUUUGAAACAACUCGCCACAAAUGUUCACCAUAUUGAGACGAUGUGCAGAGCAUAUGUAACAACCAGCUUGGUUCAAGGUCAAGGUCGCACUUUGAGAUUGAAGGUCAUAUGACUAUAAUAUGACUUUUAUUAUGACCCUGAUUGACAUAAGGAACUAAGUUUAAAGUUUUAGGGCAGUCUAAAGUUUUAGGGCAAGAUGGGAUUUUUAUUAAUAACUUCUAUAUCCUUAAUUCAAUUGUUUUUAUUCUUCGCCCAAUAAAUGACCACCCUCUUACAUAAUUCCAUUUUAACCUUAAAUGCAAAUUAUUGCCCUUGAUUGACAUUGUUUUAUUUCUUUUGACAGGCUAAUUUUUAUAUUUUCAACCAGGAAUUCACAAAGGGAAAACUGGGUAUUAGAAUGACUUGGAUCGUUGCUGGCUGGUGGGUGGGAAGGAGCAAUCUCAAAUAGUUUUAGUUAGGUUUGACAUAAAGUGACCAAACUUGAUAUAUAGGAAGAGUUAAUAGAGACCUUUCAUAGGACUGGGUUUUGGGCCCCUAGGAUUUAGGUCAAUGUCUCUGUUACUAUAAGUAGAAAAAUGGUAGGUAUUGAAUGACUUAAGUUAGGGUUAACAUAUUGCAGCCAAACUUGGUAUAUAUGAAGGGUUUAUAGAGACCUUUCAUGGGAUUGUGUUUGGGGCCUCAAGAAUCAGGGUCAAGGUCACUGUCGUUAAAAAUAAAAAAUGGUUAGUACUGAAAUGAAAAACUCACUGGUAAGUAAGGGUUGACAUAUUGUUACCAAACUUGGUAUAUGGGCAGAGUUUAUGUAGACCUUUCAUGGGAUUGUUUUGGGGCCCCUAGAGUCAAGAUCACUGUUUCUAAAAACAGAUAACCAUUUGGUGCAGAAUUACUUUAGUAAGGGUUGACAUUUUGUGAACAAACUUGAUAUGUUGGAGAGUUUAUGGAGGACUUUCAUGGGAUUGUGUUUGGGGUCCCUGAAGUUGAUACUGAAUCUCAUUACAAAGGCUGAAGUUCUUUCAAUCAUUGAAAACCUGGUUUUGUCACAUCAGGUUUCUUGUUUACUUUUUAUUUGACGUUUUUUAUUGAUUUAGACUGGCACAAAUAACUUCAUUAUUGUAUUCAUUUCUAAGACAAGGUGAUGUAGUCGAGGACACAGGACUGGUGAUCCUUUUCCUUUUUAGAAAUUUAUUACAACAAAAAAUAUGUAGAUACAUGUAUGGUAGAGAGAAACAUUGAACAUUUCUUUUUCCACAAACUACUCGUGGUUGGCAAGUUUUGUCUGUUAGAAGCAUGGACCAUUUACUAUGAUAUAUUAACAAAAAUAUACUAAAAGCAUAAAAAGAAUGGGCUCAAACUUAGACAUGGUAGUUGUGAUCCAAUUCUAUUUAUAAAUGAUUUAUUAUUUUAAUACAUUGAUUUUGAUUCAAUGUUUAAUUCUUGUAAAAUGUAAGGAAGGAGUGACGGAGGAUAGAUUUAACUUGUGAAUCAACUGUGUAAUUAUGCAACAGUGAUAUUAUUAUUCCGAGUACAACAGUUUUCAAAUAUAAAGUCAUAAGCUUUACAUUUCAAUUGUUUCACAUCUGCAGAAGGAUGAUGUAAGUCAUUUAGACUUUACUUUAAUCAUUCUUACAUUACUCCUUGCCUUUCAGUACAUUUCCGUUUCUCUUUCCCCAAUUCUUCAUAAGUGUUUGAGCACAACAAACUUAACUAGCUUAUUUUAUUAAGCCAAAUUCCUUUGUUCAUAUCGAUAUUUCGAUUGUUUUUUAGUUUAUUGUGAUUUUCAUAUAGAUAAUUUUCUUGUCAAGUUCAAAAACUUUUAAGGAUGUAUACAUUAGACUAAUUAUAUGAAGAUCAAAGUAGUUAGCUUAGCCAGGGUGUCCAACGUAAGUUAUUUUUGUGAAAUUUUAAGUCAGAGACAAGAAAUACUUGGAAAAACUAUCUUUUAUAUUUAGUGAUUUUACCGGUUUUCUCACAAUUUUUUUUUUUUUUUUUUUUGCCUGCGUCCUAUCUAUGCUAGCAUCCUAUAAAUAGUUAAAUACUGUAGGUACUUACUUACCAGGUCAAAAUAUCCAACACCAAAAAACUCAAAAGAGUGUGCUGUUUUGUUACGCAUCGAACAUGUAUCUCACUUAAAAUUCCGCAAUUUUUUUUUUACGUUGGACCCCUUGAUAGCUUAAUAUUUUAAUAGGGACUUAAGAUGUUUUGGGAAAUUUGGGACUGUGGUGGUAUUCAAUAUUGGUUUUAAUUGAAUCUUAAGAAUGAUGUAUAGCUAAUUGGCUGGUGUGAUGUAAACGAAGAACCUAUACAGUGAUUGAAGUCAAUGGUGUAUGACCGUAAGAUUGACUUGUCAUCAGCAAAUAACAGGCGUAUUUUUACUUCAAAGUCUGUAUAGAAAAAGAUGUGUUUUCAAGACAAUUAAAUUGACUUACCUUUCUUUAGACUCCAUUGAAAAACAACUUUCUAUCAGCAAUGAUGACUUUCAGACAAGAAGAGAAUGGUAUAAAAACCGGGUAUUAUAAAUAUUGUUUAUAUCUUCAAUUUCCCACAUAGUCAUAUUUGUUUGCCAUUGAUCAUUGUUACAAAUAUAUUAAUCACUUCUCAUAAAAGUUGGAAAUCCUGUUUCCUUUUGGCAUUCAUCAAAAAAUCUUUUUUAUUAUUGCAUGUUUUUUUAUUAUUGCAUGUUUCCUAUUCCCUAUUUUUAUAUACAUUUUUGUGUAUUUUAAAGUUCUAGGGAAUUUUAAUCCCCAGCCAUGACACCGGCAGGUUAAAAAUACCGGGGGGUUAUGGCAUGUAUGCCAUAUGCACUUAUCAAGGUCAAUGAUGUAUGAAUGGUAGAUUUACAAGUCAUCAGCAAAUAAGGGGGACAUGUUUUUUAUGGAAAACAUGAAGAUAUUUGACUGCAUUUGAACUGAGAUAUUAGUUGACACUUUUAUUGUCAUGAUUAUAUGUUACUUCAAAAAGUAAUUUGAACUAUUAAUUUAUUGAUUGUGUUAAACUAUUUGUUAUCUGAUUUAUUUUUGCAGAACAGUUCAAUAAUUGAACUACUUUAAAUGUUCAACUGUUCUACUAAACAAUUCAACAAAAAAUACAAUUUGUCAGAUUUUCUUUUUGAUUUUUUUUUAACUGAAACGCAUGAUAUUUUGUUUUGAGUUGAAGUUGGUUUAAACAUAUCAUUCCCAAGGUGGUAUUAUUAUGUUUGUUUAGUUUAUUGAUUGGAGUAUUUUACUUCCUGGUCUUUUGAAUGGUUGCUAGCAACUCAUUGUGCUUUUUAAACUUGAAACAGUAAUGGCAGUUAAUAAAAAUGUGAUGAGGUGACAUUUUAUCGGAUUCUUCCUUCACUUAUCAUAAUUGUGUAAUUAUGCUAGUGUUGAUAACUGUAAUCUAGACUGAAGUGUUAUUUGACAAGUUUAAAUGGUUGACAAAUCUUAAACAAAAUGGCGUUUGGAGGUUCAUCAAUUUACAAGGGAUCUGACCUGAUUCAUGACUACAGUUGUUCCAAGUGUGAGGAAAAUGACUUUAACACUGAAGCCCAGCACUUCUGUCCAGAGUGUGAACACUAUCUGUGUGACAAGUGUGUGAGGAUACAUGGGGAGUACUUCAAGAAGCAUGUUGUGUAUGGCCGUGGAGACAUUCAGAAGUGGGCGGGGUUCUCAAUGGACAGAUGUGACCAACAUGGGAACAAGCUGGAGGUCCACUGUGAUGACCAUCAGGAACUGUGUUGCCAUGUCUGUGUGUCACUCAAUCACAGGCUUUGUAGCAGUAUAAGUCACUUGCCUGAACUGGCAAGAGGGUUCCUGAAAUCAGCAGAGUUCAAGCAGCUGCCAGCAGCAGUGGACAAGAUCAAGAGCAGGCUCGAUGAGCUCAAGAAUGCCAAGAUGAAAGACAAAGCCUCUCUUAAUGACUCUUACAGGAACAUUCUAGCUGAAAUCAAGGCUCUCCGAAAAGAGUUAAAUCAGAUCUUAGACAAGCUUGAGCAGAAAACAGCUGAGCAGUUAGAUAGCAUGAUGAAGGAAUUAGAGAAGAGUUUAAAAGAUGACAUUGAAACUUGUAGUCAUAUGAAUGAGUUACUGAAAAUCAUGAUGGACAAGUUCAGGCAGAUAGCUGAAAAAAACAAGGAGACCAAUUGUUACGUCGGGCACAGGAAAUUUCAGACAAAACUGACUGAAGCUCAGAAUCUUAUGCAUGAAAUACAAGGAAAACCGGGGGAAGCCUUACGUUUUACGUCUAACAUCAGCAUAAUGCCAUUUCUCAGGAACCUGCACAUGUUUGGAGCUACUGAAAUAGUGAUUUCCCUAGCAAAGAGGUUAGACAGUGAUUAUGUGUUCUUAGGUCAAGGGUCAAAGACGUACAGUGUUAGAAUAAAAAAAGAUAGGAAUACCUGCAAGAUAAUGGGUAUAUGUGAGUUGCCUAGUAGAGACCUUGUUAUUGCUGACUCAAAUAACAAGAGAGUGAAGCUUCUCGACAGGAAGUGUAAGGUCACUGCUCACCUUGAUCUUCCUGCUCAUCCAAAACAUUUAUGCCACACAACCGGCAGUGAAAUUGCUGUAAUAAGUGAUGAUGAUAAAAUACAUGAGAUCUACAUCCUAAUAGUGACCAGAGGACAGUUACAAGUAUCGAGAAAGAUUAGCACAGAUCACAGCUGUAUCUCCAUUGCCUACCACCAGGAUCAGCUGUAUAUCUGCUCCGACUCUACCCUCUACCGGUACACAAUGGAUGGACAGCUAGUAAAGGUUAUAAAAAAAAAUAUGUUAAUAUGGAAGUGUGCAGUCAGUCCUGAUGGGGAGAGAAUCUAUAUAACAGCAUUUUCUGGCGAUAAAUUAAUUACCCUUGAUAAAAAUGGUCAAGUGUUAUCAAAACUAAGAGAUUCUGAACUAAAAUAUCCCAGUGGAGUUUGUGUCAGCCCUAGUAGCCAUGUCUUUUCGUGUGGGUUUGAGUCUAAGUCUGUGGUACAGGUGGACAGAGAGGGAAAACAGACGCUGACCACAGUGGCCAUGGGAUCUAAUGGCCUGACCUGCCCUAUGUCAGUGUGGUUCAGUGAACACACCUCAAGUCUCAUUGUUGGAAAUGGUGAUGAUAGCAUUGUUGCUAUUAAGAUGUGUUGAAAUGUGAAUCAGAUUCUCCAAUUAAUAUACAUAUUAGUGUUGAUUCAAAGACAAUAGUUAUGUGAUUAUUAUACAGUAAAACUGCGAUCGCUCGAGGUCGACGGGGACCGACCCUAAAUCUCGAGGGAACCGAUGUUUCGAACGAACGGAUUUUCAAUUCUCCAGUCUGUUAUGAAAUAUCUUUCAGUGUAUCUUAAGUUUUAAGUCGUCUGUUUACUAAGACACCGAAUAUGUAGUGCGUUGUGGAAAUCGCUGAUGUGUUCAAAACUUGUCGUUUACUUUAUCUAUACUUAAUAUAAAAUGUAAAAGAAAUAUCAACAAAUGAAUAAAUGUAAAUAUAUUUUUUUACAAAAUUUCCAUAUUGGAAAGCAAAGUGACACGAAUUCGGGAAAAAGUGUGAAAUUAUGACCUCGAGGGAGCCAUAAGGUUUUGUGCAUGAUUUGUGUACUUGGAACCGAGCAAAUUGCUUGACUUCUCGACAUAAUUAGGUUUCGAUGCAGCGUAGGUAUAUUUUUAUAUGAAAAUUAAAGGAAAAACGUUCUGGACCAAGCUCCGACCUCCGACCUCGAGGGAACGCCGGCUCUCGAACGACUGCUUGUUCGAACGACCGCAGUUUUACUGUAUUUAUGCUGAAUAUUGAUUUGGUUUGCAAUAUGAAGAAGUGUCGCUCUUAACUGAUAGGAUUUUCAUCAUAAACUACUUACAACGUUGAAAUGUUAUUUAUUAGUAAUAUGUAUUGAUCAUAACUAUGCAUUACUUACAUGUGCAUGUAAUAUAAACCAUAGUGAAAUUGGUAUUUUGAUACUUGCUCUGUUUGAAUUGUUAUAUUAUAUAAAUGUACAUCACAAUUGGCUUAUUCUACAUGAUUGGCUACAGGUAUGAAAACAUCAUAAUGUUAGUGAAAUACAAUAAGUGUAUGAUGCUGUGUGCCGCAAAACAUACAACAUUGUGUAAAAUGUUUUACAGACGAUCAACUGCAUUUUUUUCAAUAUGAUGUGUGAAUAUAUCAUACACAAUAGAAAAUAGCAUUUUUUUUGUGAUUUGUAGUUUUAUCAAAAUAAACAGAUAACACAA